Dromaius novaehollandiae (emu) is the source of this 3166-nucleotide messenger RNA. It is a transcript of the gene TMEM184C, whose product is annotated as transmembrane protein 184C. Gene Ontology annotation, molecular function: transporter activity. The coding region runs from base 272 to 1606 and encodes 444 amino acids. Gene Ontology annotation, biological process: transport. The record is from RefSeq and is a predicted model, not a curated record. The transcript has 10 exons. Gene Ontology annotation, cellular component: membrane. Lineage: Eukaryota; Metazoa; Chordata; Aves; Casuariiformes; Dromaiidae.
CUCCGGCGGGGGAGCCGGAAGCGCGGCGAGGCGGAAGUGUCGUUGGGGAGGGGUGUGCGCGCGUGAGGAGCCGGGGCGCGGGGGCUGUUGCGCGCCGCGCUAGGAGCCCUGCGGCGGCGCCGAGCCGGCAGCGGCAGAUGGGAGGUGGCGGCAGCGGCGGGGCGAGCGGGCGGCGCCGCCGCCGCCGGUGAUGCGCGCCCCGCUGGGGCUGCGGGGCCCGGCGUCGAGGCGCUGAGCCGCCUGCGGGAGGGCGGGCGCGGCCGCCGGGAAGAUGCCGUGCACCUGCGGGAACUGGCGGCGCUGGAUCCGGCCGCUCGUGGUGCUGCUCUACAUCGUGGGGCUGCUGGUGGUGGUGCCGCUCUGCGUGUGGGAGCUGCAGAAGCUGGAGGUUGGAAUUCAUACCAAGGCAUGGUUUAUCGCUGGGAUAUUUCUACUGAUGACUAUACCAAUAUCUCUCUGGGGAAUACUACAACACUUAGUUCAUUACACUCAACCUGAAUUACAGAAACCAAUAAUAAGGAUUCUAUGGAUGGUGCCGAUUUACAGUUUAGACAGUUGGAUAGCUUUGAAAUACCCCAACAUUGCAAUAUAUGUGGAUACCUGUCGAGAAUGCUAUGAAGCUUAUGUCAUCUAUAAUUUUAUGGUUUUUCUUUCAAAUUAUCUAACCAACCGGUAUCCCAACCUGGUAUUAAUAAUAGAAGCCAAAGAUCAGCAGAGACAUCUGCCUCCCCUGUGUUGCUGUCCAUCGUGGGCUAUGGGAGAAGUUCUGUUAUUUAGAUGUAAACUGGGUGUUUUGCAGUACACUGUUGUUAGACCAUUUACUACCAUUAUUGCUUUAAUUUGUGAACUAGUGGGAGUAUAUGAUGAAGGAAACUUCAGCUUCAACAAUGCUUGGACUUACUUGGUUAUACUUAACAACAUGUCACAGCUAUUUGCUAUGUAUUGUUUAGUGCUGUUUUAUAAAGUACUCCGUGAAGAACUGAACCCUAUCCAGCCUGUUGGCAAGUUCCUUUGUGUGAAGAUGGUAGUUUUUGUUUCUUUCUGGCAAGCUGUUCUUAUUGCAUUGUUGGUGAAAAUUGGUGUUAUUUCUGAGAAGCACACCUGGGAAUGGCAAAGCGUUGAAGCUGUGGCUACAGGCCUACAGGAUUUUAUCAUCUGUGUUGAGAUGUUCCUGGCUGCUAUUGCUCAUCACUACAGUUUUUCCUAUAAACCUUAUGUCCAAGAAGCUGAAGAAGGGUCAUGCUUUGACUCCUUUCUUGCAAUGUGGGAUAUUUCUGAUAUAAGGGCAGAUAUAUCAGAACAAGUUCGAAAUGUUGGAAGGACAGUUUUGGGCCAGCCAAGGAAAAUAUUUUUUGCUGAGGAUCAUGAACAAAAUGAGCAUACAAGUUUACUGUCUUCAUCUACUCAAGACCCAAAUUCUGAUGCUGCUUCAAUGCCAUCUUCACCCAUGGGUCAUUACCAGGGGUUUGGACGCACUGUGACACCUCUCACAACACCCACGACAGUCCCUAUAGUUGAUGGUAUUUAUAACACUGCUGCUAUUCAGGACACUGAGUCACCUGAACUACAGCACAGCUUGUCAGAGAGAGCUUUGGAUAAAAGUUAAACUCACCUUUUCUUUCAACGUGUCAAGGAGUCUCUUAUGUACUUGCCACACAUGUCCUUAUACAUGUACUACUACUGAUGAAAGUUGAGAAUACCUGGGAAAAGCUACGGCGCAGACAGGAAGAGGAUAUGGCUAUAAUUGACACUAAUUUUGAAUUUAUAAUGGAUAUAUCUGUGGUACCCCAUGAAAACAAAACACGCACACCAUAAAUUUCUGCACAAACUUACCAAUCAAUUCCUUAGACUGCUAAACUUUUACACACCUAUAUUGCACAAAAGGACAAGUAUAUUGAACUUAAACUGACUUUUACUACUACAAAAGAUGUAUUUGGAAAAAUACUCUUCUAAUACAUGAAGUAUGUUACUAGUAAUGAGAUAAAUUAAUUUCAAGAACAUACUUAAAGGCAGUCAGUAGCAGAAACUGCUUGUAUUAGCUUUGGUUGUCCUCUUAUGAUGGUAACUUCCAUAUCCUAGUGCUCAGUAGAGUAGGGAAGAAAUAGUAACUUCUGUACACGUGCCAUCUUCUUCCCUUUCCCACACAGCUAACUAGAACCCCUUUCAGGAAGAUAAUUAUUACAAAGCAUCAGUAAAGAAUCUGGAAAAACAAAGCAUUCCCUACAGGCCUAGCUAUAAAAUCCCAUGCCCAGAACAUUAAGCUGGCAUAUCUGUUGUUCUUGUAGCUCAUAAUUUCUUGCUAGUCUCUUACAUUCAGAGUAGUCAGCCACAAAGGUAUGUUUUGGAUGAAUACCUUACACUUGACUUCUUUUUAAAGUGAGAAUAAUGGUUAUGACCUUAAAGCAUAUUGGGGAAAAACUAAAGCAUGUCAAAAUGGAAAUAGAAAACAAAAUUGACUUGUUUUGGGUUGCAAUAAAUUCUUUAACACUUAAGACUCUUUUUUUUUUUUUUAAGCUGUUAAAGCAGGAUAUCCUGAUGAUGCCUCUGUAGCAAUUUGUAUUCAUAAAUUUGUGUAUGUGUGGGUAUUGUGUUAUGCUUCUGGUAUAGCCUGAAUGCAAAUUUAAUAGUUGAUUUUAUUUCUUUUUUUUAAUUGGUUUUUUUUCCCCUCCCCUCCUAGGGAGGAAGAGAUGUUGGCCCUGGUAGAAUUAAGUAGCUAGUCUAAUACUGGAGUUACUAGCAUUAGAUUUCAGACCAAUAAAAAGUACACUUGUAUCAAAAUGUUACUAUUUUGCAAAACUGACAGAAUAAGAGGGCUGUUGUUUUUUAUCCCAUUAACAGACUUUAAUUAGUAUUGCAUGUUUGCAAUCUGACAAAAAAAAUAGCACACUGAUACUUUAAGUGAAAUCUGCAAUUUCUUUUUCAGCAUUGUUGCCAUUUACAGAGUAAAUGUUUAAUUUCUGGUUGUUUUGGUGAACUCAUCUUAAGUGCUUUUUGCAGUACUAGUGUGAUGUAAAUACUGCGCCUUACUCACUAGGCUGCGUAUUUUAUAGUUGACUAUGUACUUGCUGUAUCUGAAGUUAGUGGGAAAGUGCAAAUCAUACUUUUCAAGUUGCUGAGUCAUUGCCUUUGUAAAUAAAUAAGCAAAUAAAGAUUUUAUUUAAACUGC